Molecule: messenger RNA, 1584 nt
Organism: Pseudonaja textilis
Lineage: Eukaryota; Metazoa; Chordata; Lepidosauria; Squamata; Elapidae
Source: RefSeq, a predicted model, not a curated record
UCGUACUAUGCAAUGUCGUCUCCCCCAAUCUUGCUUCCUUCAGUUGUAGGAGGUUUUACAAUUUUUGUGAAAUCCGAUAUAAUUCUGUAAACCCACUUACAAUCCACCGUGGUUAAGACAAUACCAAAUAGUCACAUAAAGUCUUAGUGUAUUGUAUGAAUCAGAGUUUAUGCUAAACUGCAGUGCAGUUGGUUUAUUUGGGAAUAGCACGGUUUGUUUCUUAAGAUGGUUUUCAUUAAGCAAGGCCCAUCCUAUUCUGUUUAGGAUGCUGAUGUCAUCUAGCAAUGGCUCCCAGGUUAUUCAGGACGUGGAAGAAGGACAUUUCCCCAUUCAUGUGAAUAAUGUGCGAAGUAAAUUGAGAGAGCUAGUGGGAGCAUCCACCAAUUGGAGAGACCAUGUGCAAGCAAUGAAUGAAAGAAAAGCCUUACAUACACUUCUUGCUAAAACCCAGGGUGACCUUCCUCCUAGGAAAAUGAAAGACAGCUAUAUAGAAGUUAUCUUGCCUUUAGGAAGUGAGCCCGAAAUAAGGGAAAAAUAUCUCAAUAUGCAAAACACUGUCAGAUUUGGUCGUCUACUUGAAGACCUUGACAGCUUAGGAGUUCUUAUUUGUUAUACUCACACAAAAAAUGAAGCUACUCCAAGAUCUCCUUUAUCAAUUGUUACAGCACUUGUGGAUAAAAUUGGUUUAUGGAAGCAGCAUAUUCAUCCGGAUUGUGAUAUCAAGUUCACCGGGAAUGUUUCCUGGGUUGGAAAAACUUCAAUGGAAGUGAAGAUACACAUGCUUCAGUUACUUGAUGGAGGAAUCUAUUGCCCUGUGUUAGAUGCAACUUUUGUCAUGGUGGCCCGUGAUCCAGAAAAUAAAAGACCAGCAUUUGUCAAUCCAUUAAUAGUUAAAACCCCAGAGGAAGAAAAAAUCUUCAAUGAAGGAGAAAAGAACAAGAUCAGGCGACUUGAAUCUAGUAGGGCUUCUUUAUUGAAGGUUGCUCCUACUGCAGAUGAAAGAAAUAUUAUCCACAAUAUGUUCCUGAAUACUCUGGAUUCAAGGACAGUAAGUUUUCGUAGUCGGGUAUUGCUACCCAAUUCUGUAUGGAUGGAAGACACAAAAUUAAAGGGUUUGGAGAUCUGCCAUCCACAGGAACGUAACAUUUUCAACAGAAUCUUUGGAGGCUUUCUCAUGAGAAAAGCAUAUGAACUUGGAUGGGCUACUGCCUACAGUUAUGGAAACUCCAGACCUUAUGUGGUAGCUGUAGAUGAUAUUAUGUUUCAAAAACCAGUUGAAAUUGGAUCCUUACUAUUACUUUCUUCCCAGGUAUGUUAUACUGAAAAAAAUAAUAUCCAGGUUCGGGUGCAUAGUGAAGUGUAUGAUCCAGACACCAGGGUACACCAUACAACCAAUGUCUUCCAUUUCACAUUUAUGAUAGAGAAGGAAAUACCAGAUGUUGUUCCCAAGACAUAUGGUGAAUCUAUGUUGUAUUUGGAUGGAAAACGGCACUUUGAUUCAGUUAUGAAAGAAAACACAACAUAGGAUCUGCAUAGAGUUAUAGCUUUGGAUGACCUUGGAAACUUCAAACAUAAUGGUUAUCA